AUGGUGACUGCAACAUUUGUACAAUCACACCAAUGUGAUGUGAAUGAAGAUAUAUGCACAUGGCACAGGAGGUUAGGGCAUGCUCCUGACAGAGUAUUGAUGAAGAUUCCAGAUAUGAAGUUUCACAUUGACAGUAGUAGAAUAAAAGAAUGCACCAUUCAUCCACUAGCUAGACAAGAAAGAUCAGCAUUUACUAUUAGUAUGAAUAGAUCCAUUGUUCCUCUAGAAAUGAUACAUGCAGAUAUAUGGGUCCUUAUAGAGUCUACACUGUUUGGUUCAUCUGUCAAGUUUUUCAGAAGUGAUAAUGCUACAGAAUUCUUUAAUAUUGAAUGUAAUGCUUUGUUUCAAACCUAUAGAAUUAUCCAUCAAAGUUCAUGUAUACAUACUCCUCAACAAAAUGGCUUGGUUGAGAGAAAACAUAGACAUAUCCUAGAGGUGGCUAGAGCAAUAAGGUUGCAAGGCCAUUUACCACUCAAGUUUUGGGGAGAAUGCAUCCAAACUGCAGUUUAUGUGAUUAACAGAAUGCCAUUAUCUGUCUUGCAUGGCAAAUCAUCCUUUGAGGGAUAUGAAGUUUUGGAAUCUAUAUUUCCUUUUCAGUUGUUGAAGACUAGAAAUUGCAAACUAUUUCCCAAUAGUGUUAUAUCCACUAAUGAAGAAUUAAGUCUCACUGAGAUUUCUAUUCUAGAUGUAGCUGAUGAUCAUGCUGACCCUAGUGAUUCAAUUACCUUAGCUCCUAUGCUUGCAUUUACUGACCAUGACCAUACUGAUAAUGAUCCUGAGGAUACUGCACUAGCUAUUGCAAAUGCACCAGUCCAGAAUGUGGAUGUUAGAAGAUCCACUAGAAUAAGAUCUGCACCACUUUGGAUGCAGGAAUAUAUAUGCCACACCAAACCAACUACUAAUACCUCUGCUUCCUCAAAUGCCUGCAUAUACCCCAUGUCCAGUUAUUUGACCACUUCUAGAUAUUCUGCUCUUUAUCAAGCAUUCUUAACCAAGAUUACUACUCUCCAGGAACCACAAUGCUAUGCAAAAGCAGCUUUGGACUCAAAAGUGGAUUCAGGCCAUGGUCAAGAACUUCAAGCACUGAAGGACAAUGGGACAUGGUCUCUCACGCAGUUACCACUUAGCAAAGUGCCAAUUGGUUGUAAGUGA
This is a messenger RNA of Lycium ferocissimum, 1152 nucleotides long. RefSeq lists its product as uncharacterized. The record is from RefSeq and is a predicted model, not a curated record. Lineage: Eukaryota; Viridiplantae; Streptophyta; Magnoliopsida; Solanales; Solanaceae. The transcript has 3 exons. The coding region runs from base 1 to 1152 and encodes 383 amino acids. Gene Ontology annotation, biological process: DNA integration. Gene Ontology annotation, molecular function: nucleic acid binding.